Molecule: messenger RNA, 987 nt
Organism: Sporisorium graminicola
Lineage: Eukaryota; Fungi; Basidiomycota; Ustilaginomycetes; Ustilaginales; Ustilaginaceae
Exons: 1
Coding region: 1-987 (328 amino acids)
Biological process (GO): cytoskeleton-dependent cytokinesis
Cellular component (GO): septin complex; microtubule cytoskeleton; septin ring
Molecular function (GO): GTP binding; molecular adaptor activity; GTPase activity
Source: RefSeq, a predicted model, not a curated record
AUGACGGCCGUGCUCACGCAAGACCAGGAUCACACUCCGCUGCAGUUGUACGUCGGAUUCGACUCGAUCACCAAGCAGAUCGAGUCGAAGCUGCUCAAGCGCGGUUUCCAGUUCAACGUCAUGGUCGUCGGUCAAACAGGACUUGGCAAGUCGACACUCAUCAACACGCUGUUCGCCGCGCACCUGAUCGACACCAAGGGCCGCUUUGCAGCGGACGAAGUGGUGCGCCAAACGACGGAGAUUCACCCGGUCUCGCACGUGAUUGUGGAGAACGGCGUGAGGCUGCGGCUCAACAUUGUCGACACGCCCGGGUACGGCGAUCAGGUGAACAACGAGAACUGCUGGGAUCCGAUCAUCAAGUAUAUCAAGGACCAGCACUCUGCGUACCUGCGCAAGGAGCUGACUGCGAUGAGGGACAGGUAUAUCGUGGACACGCGCAUCCACUGCUGUCUGUUUUUCAUCAACCCCACGGGUCACGGGUUGCGCCCCAUCGACGUGACCGUGAUGAAGAAGCUCAGCGACGUGGUCAACGUUGUACCCGUCAUCGCCAAGUCCGACUCGCUUACCAUGGACGAACGCGAUCUCUUCAAGGAACGCAUUCGUGCCGAGAUGCAGUACAACAACAUCCGCGCCUACCCGUUCGACAACGAGGACUACGAGGAGGAGGAGCGUGAACUCAACGAACGCAUCCGCACCCUGAUCCCCUUUGCGGUCGUCGGCAGCGAAAAGUCGGUGGUCAUCGACGGCAAACAGGUGCGCGGCAGGAAGAACAGGUACGGCGUGGUCAAUGUCGAGAACGAGAGCCACUGCGAGUUUGUGCAUCUGCGCAACUUUUUGACGAGGACGCACCUGCAGGAUCUCAUCGAGACCACCGCACAGAUCCACUACGAGGCGUUCAGGAGCAAGCAGCUGCUUGCGCUCAAGGAGAGCUCGUCGAAGCAGCAGCAGCAACAGCAGCAGCAACAACAGGCAGCAGCCCAGCACUAG